AGUGUCUUUCUAUUUUCCUCGGUAUAUUCAAUUGACAAAAUGUCCAUAACAAAUUCAUUUUUUGCUACUGUUUUUCUAUUUGUUACAUUCAUAACAAGCUCUAUAGCCCAGAAUACCUCUCAAUGUGUCCCUUCUUCCUGUGGCGAUAUUCGCGAUAUAAAAUUCCCCUUCGGAUUGAGGUCUGAUCCCGAGUAUUGUGGUAAGACCGGAUAUGAACUCGAUUGCCAGAACAAUGAAACCAUUUUCCAUUACAAGUCGCGAAAAUUCUACGUCCAGGAAAUUAACUAUACGAACUUCUCAAUUAGGCUACUCGAUCCCAGCCUUAAAAAUCAGAGCGAUAAUUGCUCUGUUUUUCCAGAACACAGGGCAAGUUACGAUGCCAUGACUAGCCUAAUCUUCGGAUGGCUUAGUGUUGACAACGAUAUCAACUAUGUCAACUGUCGUGGUCCAAUCAACUCGUCACUAUACAUUCCUACAAGUUUUUGUAGCACAAAUACAACUGCUACCAAUUCUAGUUUUAGCUAUCUUGUCGUAGGUGAAAUAUUGCAAGAUUCAGAUUUAGCAGGCGGUUGCAGAGUUGAAACUGUGGCAUGGUCAUCAGCUCCGGGGAUUUCACCUAACAUAUCGUCUUCGUUAUCCAGCAUUCAUCAGGCCCUGGGUUACGGAUUUGAGCUCUCUUGGAGGCGUGAUUUCUUAUGCAGAGAGUGUGGGAGAGAUGACGAAUGUGUUUUCGAAGACAAUAGUGAUGUAGCUACUUGUAUUCAUUAUUGUAAAGAGGACACUCCCGUUUCUGAACUUUCUUUCGGAUGCAAAGUCAAGUACUAUUCUGUUUUUGUAUUGGUGUAUGGCGGUAUAGCAAUUGGUGCACUCAUGCUUGUGGGAAUCGCAAUCUUGAUUGCAGUUGUGGUGUGGCAGUGCAAAAGACGGAAUUUGAACACAUCGAACGAUGAUGUGUUGGGGAAUAAAGCUUCUUCCAGUGAACAGAAUUGUUAGAAUUCUUUGAUUUUUAGCUUUAUCGUUAUAGUACUCCAUUUGUUAGUAUCCAUAUGUACAAUCCAAGCUAUUGUGUAUUUUGUUCAGAACUCUAGGACAAGGUCAAUCUAAUCCAGUUUAGUCCUGUAUAGUAUCUAGAGAUUCCAUUAUUGUCUAUUUGAUUCAUUGAUUGUAUAUGUUAUUUUUUUAAAAAUCUUUUGAUUAACCUAAUUCUUGUAAGUGAAUGAAUGGAUAUUUGUGCAUU
Messenger RNA from Solanum tuberosum (potato), 1237 nucleotides. RefSeq lists its product as uncharacterized. The record is from RefSeq and is a predicted model, not a curated record. The transcript has 2 exons. Lineage: Eukaryota; Viridiplantae; Streptophyta; Magnoliopsida; Solanales; Solanaceae. The coding region runs from base 40 to 993 and encodes 317 amino acids. Gene Ontology annotation, molecular function: polysaccharide binding.